Populus nigra (black poplar) is the source of this 991-nucleotide messenger RNA. Its product is annotated as glutathione S-transferase F11-like. The transcript is spliced from 3 exons. Lineage: Eukaryota; Viridiplantae; Streptophyta; Magnoliopsida; Malpighiales; Salicaceae. Bases 99 to 755 code for a protein of 218 amino acids. Gene Ontology annotation, molecular function: glutathione binding; glutathione transferase activity. Gene Ontology annotation, cellular component: cytoplasm. The record is from RefSeq and is a predicted model, not a curated record.
GAAGGAUAAAGUGGCAGGCUUCCUUUUUGUGCGGUCAGAAGACACAAAACUGAAAGAAAAGGCAGCAAUAACCAAUCUUCAUUCAGCUACCAAAUCAUAUGGCAACUCCAGUGAAGGUGUACGGACCACCAUUAUCCACAGCAGUGUCUAGAGUCCUAGUUACUCUUCUUGAGAAAGAUGUGCCUUUUCAGAUCAUUCCUGUUGACAUGUCCAAAGGUGAACACAAGAAGCCUGAUUACCUCAAGAUUCAGCCCUUUGGCCAAGUACCGGCUUUUCAAGAUGAAAGCAUUUCCCUCUUUGAAUCAAGAUCCAUAUGCAGGUAUGUGUGUGAGAAAUAUGCAGAUAGAGGAGACAAGGGGUUAUACGGUACAAACCCAUUAGAAAGGGCAUCAAUAGAUCAAUGGGUAGAAGCUGAGGGGCAGAGUUUUGGGCCAUCAAGUGGGGCUUUGGUGUUUCAGCUUGCAUUCGCACCAAGAAUGAAUAUCCCACAAGACCACGGUGUGAUAAAGCAGAACGAGGAGAAGCUGGGGAAAGUGCUUGAUAUUUAUGAGCAGAGGCUUGGAGAGAGUCGGUUCCUGGCUGGAGAUGAUUUUACUUUUGCUGAUCUUUCACACUUGCCUAAUGGAGAUUACUUGGUGAAUGCUACGGACAAGGGACAUCUUUUUACUUCCAGGGAAAAUGUGGGGAGGUGGUGGAAUGAGAUUUCUGACAGGGAAUCUUGGAAGAAGGUUAUUGAGAUGAGGAAAAGUGGUUGAAAUUGGUGAUAUUUUAUCGGUUUCAGGUUACAUCGGAAGCGGCGGUGAGGGUUUAAGGCGUUUGUAACCUGUGAUUACGAGGUUGCUGUGUUUUGUGUAUCUUUCGUUGUAUUGUCAUUUCCCAUGUGUCGUCUAAUUUCAUGUGGGCUGUGUGUCUUGGACGUGGAAACUAGGAGUUGCCAUGCCUUGCCUAGUACUUGUUGAUUCAAUAAUCUUAUUCCAUGUGUUUGGACUCA